Molecule: messenger RNA, 2982 nt
Organism: Chinchilla lanigera (long-tailed chinchilla)
Lineage: Eukaryota; Metazoa; Chordata; Mammalia; Rodentia; Chinchillidae
Gene: Khsrp
Product: KH-type splicing regulatory protein
Biological process (GO): regulation of DNA-templated transcription
Cellular component (GO): nucleus; cytoplasm
Molecular function (GO): mRNA binding
Source: RefSeq, a predicted model, not a curated record
UGUGGAGCGAGGCCUUGUUCCCGCGUUGAGCCGCCGCCGCUGCCGCCGCCUCCUCCUUAGCUUCAGCCUCCGCGCCAGGCCCGGCCCCGCCGCGCCAUGUCGGACUACAGCACGGGAGGACCCCCGCCCGGGCCGCCGCCCCCCGCCAUCGCAGCCAAAAUCGGAGGUGAUGCUGCCACAACCGUGAAUAACAGCACUCCUGAUUUUGGUUUUGGGGUCCAAAAGAGACAGUUGGAAGAUGGAGAUCAGCCGGAGAGCAAGAAGCUGGCUUCCCAGGGAGACUCGAUCAGUUCUCAGCUUGGACCCAUCCAUCCUCCACCACGGACUUCAAUGACAGAAGAGUACAGGGUCCCGGAUGGCAUGGUUGGCCUAAUCAUUGGAAGAGGUGGUGAACAAAUUAACAAAAUCCAACAGGAUUCGGGUUGUAAAGUACAGAUCUCUCCAGACAGUGGCGGCCUACCUGAGCGCAGCGUGUCCCUGACAGGAGCCCCUGAGUCUGUCCAGAAAGCGAAGAUGAUGCUGGAUGACAUUGUAUCUCGGGGUCGCGGGGGCCCCCCAGGCCAGUUCCACGACAACGCCAAUGGGGGCCAGAACGGCACGGUGCAGGAGAUCAUGAUCCCUGCGGGCAAGGCCGGCCUGGUCAUCGGCAAAGGAGGGGAGACAAUUAAGCAGCUGCAGGAGCGCGCCGGGGUGAAGAUGAUCCUAAUUCAGGAUGGAUCCCAGAACACGAACGUGGACAAGCCCCUGCGGAUCAUCGGGGAUCCUUACAAAGUGCAGCAAGCCUGCGAGAUGGUGAUGGACAUCCUCCGUGAACGCGACCAGGGUGGCUUUGGGGACCGGAAUGAGUAUGGAUCUCGGAUUGGCGGGGGCAUUGAUGUCCCGGUGCCCAGGCAUUCUGUCGGGGUGGUCAUUGGCCGGAGCGGUGAAAUGAUCAAGAAGAUCCAGAAUGACGCAGGGGUGCGGAUUCAGUUCAAGCAAGAUGAUGGGACAGGACCCGAGAAGAUCGCUCACAUCAUGGGUCCCCCAGACAGAUGUGAGCACGCGGCCCGGAUUAUCAACGACCUGCUCCAGAGCCUCAGGAGUGGGCCCCCAGGCCCUCCCGGAGGACCAGGCAUGCCCCCAGGGGGACGGGGACGGGGCCGAGGCCAAGGCAGCUGGGGCCCCCCUGGCGGGGAGAUGACCUUCUCCAUCCCCACCCACAAGUGCGGGCUGGUCAUCGGCCGAGGGGGCGAGAACGUGAAAGCCAUCAACCAGCAGACGGGCGCCUUUGUGGAGAUCUCCCGGCAGCUGCCGCCCAAUGGGGACCCCAACUUCAAACUGUUCAUCAUCCGGGGCUCACCCCAGCAGAUCGACCAUGCGAAGCAGCUCAUUGAGGAGAAGAUUGAGGGUCCGCUGUGCCCUGUCGGACCAGGCCCAGGGGGACCAGGCCCUGCAGGUCCCAUGGGACCCUUCAACCCAGGCCCUUUCAAUCAGGGGCCUCCAGGGGCUCCCCCCCAUGCCGGCGGCCCUCCUCCUCACCAGUACCCGCCUCAGGGCUGGGGCAAUACCUAUCCCCAGUGGCAACCGCCCGCUCCUCACGACCCAAAUAAAGCAGCCGCCGCGGCCGCGGACCCCAACGCCGCCUGGGCCGCCUACUACUCCCACUACUACCAGCAGCCGCCGGGCCCGGUGCCGCCCGCAGCAGGACUACACGAAGGCCUGGGAGGAGUACUACAAGAAGCAAGCGCAAGUGGCCACCGGUGGGGGCCCGGGAGCGCCCCCAGGCUCGCAGCCGGACUACAGCGCCGCCUGGGCGGAGUACUACCGACAGCAGGCCGCCUACUACGGACAGACCCCCGGCCCCGGCGGCCCGCAGCCCCCGCCCGCCCAGCAGGGACAGCAGCAGGCAAGUGGGAACUGCCACCCUCCUCCUCCUCCUUUCUCCUUCCAACCCCCGGCCACCGUCCAUCCUGCCUUAGUGGGGAGCGCCGGCAACCCCUUCCCCUGCGGCGUGUGCCCGUGACGCCGCCGCCGCCGUGACCGUCCUGUCUCUCCCUCUCCGCAGGCUCAGUGAUCGAAUGAAUGUGAACUUCAUCUGUGAAAGUCUUUAUUUUUCUCCAUUUGUUCUGUUGGGGGCUCUUCGCGCGGUCGCUGGGGCGGGCGGGGGCGGCGGGGCUCGCGCGCUCGCCGGUGUGUCGCGCCCUUUCCGCUCACACUCGGGACUUCUUGUCGAGCCAGCCUUAGAGGAGAGCGAGAGUUAGAUCUCUGCCAAAACCCCAGAACGUAAAGAACACAAAGAGCAGAACAAAACCUAUAAAAUGAUAUAUAUAUAAAAAUCUCUAUCCCCCAGCCUCCCUGACAGCGCCCCCUGCGGGCAGAACCAUCCAUCUCCCCGCUGCCCACGGCCCUCUUGGUUUUUAAAAUAAACUUUAAAAAGGAAAAAAAGUCACUCUUGCUACUUUUUUGGUUUUUCUUUUUUCUUUUCUUUUUCCUUCUCUCUUUUUGGUUAGGGUUGGAACAUUCCGUGGACCAGGUGUCGGUAUGGCAGGACCCUCCCCCCCUCCCCCCCCUCUCCCGCCCCUCCCCAGGACUGGUCUGGUCUUCUGUCUUUUCAUCUGUUCGAGACGAGGUUGAAACUGAAAACAUGAGAACAAAAACAAAAAAAAUUGUAUGGCAGUUUUUACUUUUUAUCGCUCGUUUUUAACUUCACAAAUAAAUGAUAACAAAACCUCCCCUUGUCUGCCGGGUGCUGUCUGUCUGCCUCCCACCCCUGUAGAGUUUUGAAGCAGAUGUUUGUUCUUUAUAGAUGUUGUUUAAAAAAAAAGAAAAAGCCUGGUAAUGGUGAUUGGAAAUUACUUGCUUUGUGUUUUUUUGUUUUUUUUUUUUUUUAAGAAAACAAAUAUAAAAUAGUUUUCUGCAGGUGCAUUGUGCUUUCUUAAAUCUUCCCUCCCUUCCCCCCUUCUUUUUGGUUAAAUAAAGUGCUUUUUGUUUAAAAAAAAAAAA